This is a messenger RNA of Neolamprologus brichardi, 4379 nucleotides long. NCBI's taxonomy places the organism in Eukaryota, Metazoa, Chordata, Actinopteri, Cichliformes, Cichlidae. The record is from RefSeq and is a predicted model, not a curated record.
UCUAUUUGUCAGGGCUUUUUUCUUAGAGCCUCGGCACUCUACUUAUACUGGGAGCUGAAGUAUUUAAUGAGUCAAUAAAACUGAAGCUAAUAUUCAAUAAUUAGGCAAUACUAUUCUGGAGGAAGGCCGUAGCUAGUAAGUUAAAGGGCUGCUGGUUAAGGCUAGAUGGUAUCAUUUUUAGACAACAGCAGUAUGUUAAGUUUAUUAACAUGUUGUUGCUGGUUUUAUUUUGUUUAAAGAUGAUUAAAAAGAAACCGCAAAUUCAGAUCCUAGUGUUAAAUAUUGCAGAGUUAUUAAAUACUUAAUAUUUGGACUAUAUUAGACAUAUUUUUCUAGAAUGUUUGUGUUAGAUGUGUUUGCUAGCCUCUCCCAGGAGAAGGUUUGUGUCAUGGUUGCCCAUGGCAACGGAAUGACGCUUUGGGCUCGCUGUGAAAGAUCGGUCGGAUAGGUUUGAGCUGUGUGUGGAAAUUUAAGAAUUAUUGAUAUAUAUCGUCUUAUUUGGUCUUCUUAUUUGUCUAGCCAGAGUUACAGCCGAGCUUUAAAAUAGACGCGCAUGUUCAUAUACCCCAUUAUGGGGUAUAUAAACAUUAAGUCCAAUGUUUGCCUUAUUGGGUGUAUUGUGUAUCACGAUUGGACGUUUUUUUGAGAAGCAUGAAGAAAAAACUCCCCGCCAUAUGUGAUCAAGGACUUGCGAAGCAACGUUUAUAGGUGUAAACUAAUCAACCGCGAGUUUUUCUCCACAGUCAGGGUCAGAUGGUGCAAAUUACACAAUGCUGUAAAUAUGACUUCAGCAGCAGCUCUAGGAGUAAACCCCAAUACCGACAGAGGUAUUGGCUUAAGCCAUCUGCUGGGUACCGAGUAUGAAAGGAAGAAGCAGAAACUUCAGCGGGAGCUCCAGCUGGACUACAGAAACUAUAUAUCCAGGAAAACGGAUCUGAAAAGUAAAGAGCCUCAACAACAACUUGAUGGACUGUCACUACCGAUUGAUGAGAGGAUAUCUGUAAAGGAAAAACUGAGAGAGGAGAGAAAUAAAGAAUACAACCUCUUCCUCCAAGAACAAGCUCAAAUCAGAACGGUAAAGAGGAGAACGUCUUCUGUCAGUCCCAAGCGUGGACAGAUUCACGCUUCAGAUGGCUUGAAAAUUUCUCCCCCAGCCUCUCCCCUGUCAUACCCUCACAAACAUACCCACACAAACAUAGUCCCCAGUCACAAUGAGAGGAAAGAUGCUUCCACUCUGACCGAGGCGUUCAACGAUGGAGAAAACAGGAGUCCAGUUCAGAGGCGGCGAAGACGCUGGCAAAUCUUCAGAGCAGAGCCCUACAGCUCUGAAGACGAGCUAAACACAGACAGAGGGGAUGAGUUGGAUUUGAGAUACAGGAGGAGGAACGACAGGCACACUCAAGAGCCUGGGUACAAAGAGGAGAUGACAGCGCAAGAGUGCAGAGUGAAGAAGGCUUCUCAGGACAGAAAGGAGACAGCGGCUCCUACAGUUUCUCAUCAGAAGACCAAUGACACAAUUUGGAAGUCUGAUGUUCAAGUGCCAGCCAGCAUGAAGAUGGCUGCAAGAUCUGCUGUCAGGACGGAUAAGGCUGAUUUUGCUACUGGACUGCUGAUAGGAAUAACAGAAGAGCAGGAGACAACUCAGAUGAGGAAAGAACAAUACAGGCAGGAGUUAUUGAGACAAAUCGCUGAAAAGCAGAGGAAGAAGAUGGAGGAGAAAAGACUUGAGCUGAGAGUUGACCCUGAGAAAGAGCCUGACCGGAUACAGCAGCUAGGGUCUGUGAAUCGUCACUAUAACAGCCUGAGCCAGGAUGUUCUUCACAAGCUAGGAAAAGAUCUAGAGGCUGAAGGGAAGCACCUAAAUCCCAGUCUUGAAAAUGGCAAACCCACUGAGAAUGCAGAUGAGAGAGCCCCCCCCGGAAAGUCCCAGGUGGACUUCAUUACAGCUCUCAGACAACUGCCUGGGAAGACUGUGCCUUCAAAUGGGAUGGAAUUACCGCAAGGUGUCCCCUCACUGGACUAUUUUAGUGAGGACCACCACAGGGACUUCUCAAACAUCCUAGGAGAGGUGACCAUCCCAAGGGUUGCGAGUGUUGCUCCUCCUUUACCUCCCAUUGUACCUUACAAUUACAAGACUCCAUAUGAUGCAGAUUAUUACUACUAUGGAACCAGGAAUCCAUUAGAUCCUCAUCUUCCUCACAAUCCAAAUGGUCUGCCCGGGGGGAAUCGGCAGUCUGAGAAUUCCAAGAUUCUGUCUCAGAGAACGCGUCCUCUCAGAUCCAGUGGCCAAAAUGAAGAAACUCAUCAACAUGGAGCAUCUGCUCUGGUUUUUGAAGAACUUCAUGCAGAAAGGUCAAAGCAGAGGAGAGAGAGUGUACUGAGCUACCAAGAGACACUCAGACAGCAGAUUAAAGAAAGAGAGGAGCACAGAAGAAUAGAAAGAGAAGAAACAGCACGACUCAAUGCCAAGAUACAGGCUGAGAUGAGGGCAUACAACCCCUGGGGGAGAAGUGGAGGAGGAGGCGCUCCGAUCAGAGACCAAAAAGGCAACCUUGUUAGUGACCUGAAUUACAUGCACAGGAUCAAUGAGGCAUCAUAUAGGAAUCCUGUGCCCACUCCUGGCACUGAAACUAGUUCUCCCAUUUCCCAUCGACUAACAGGUUUCAAGGAUGAGACACUUCAACAGCAGGACAGUUACAGAGCAGCCCUGAAACAGCAGAUAGAGGAAAACAAGAGAAAGCAGCAAGAGGAAAGAGAACAGAUUAGAAUUGAGGAGGGGAAAGAAGAGAAGAGGCUGGCCAUGCAGAGGGCACGCUUACAGGAGGAAUAUGAGGAGGACCAAAGGAAAGAGAAAAGGAGGACUGAGCAUAAGCUGAAAAACCAAGGCUGGAUCCAUGAAGCUGAAACACAUCGCCAGAAGCAAGAAAAGCUGGUGAGGCAGGAAAAAGAGACUAAGAAGGUACCUCAGACCACCAGGGUGGAGAAAGACUCACGGUUGAAUUAUGAGAGGCAGCCCUCUCCGCCUAUCCCAACCUUGCAGAAAAAGAUGGAAAAUCUUGCGCCAUAUAGGCCAUCCUCUGUUUUGAGCCAGCGGUCAUCCAGAACUAAUCGCUCAGUGUCAGCACCGCACAACCAACCACCCGAUGAAAUUCCCAGCCAGCAGGAUGAUCAACAGGAAGUAAUCAGAAAGCUGUCAGCCCUCCGUGGUUAUCUGAGGAAAGAGCAACGACAACUGGAGGUUCAGAUGGGUCGCACGGAUUCACACGAGACCCACUACAAUCUGGUAAACAGAAGACGACCACAUAGAGAAUCUGCACAUAGAGAAGCUGUCCUGUCUUCAGCUAGGAGUCCUUCUCCAGCUGAUGCACAUGCUAACAGGCAAAACAUCAGGGAGUUCAUCCAGCUUAAACACAGAGGUACGACAUCUCGUGAGGAGGUUCGAACCCUGUACCCUGACCCUCCCGCAGACGCGCAAAGUCUGGACAUCCAGCAGCAGGCCCUUCUACGUGAACAACAGCACAAAAUCAGGCUAAUGAGGAGACAGGAAGAUGGUGACUUCUUGGGACGUCAACUAGGUCAUUAUUAUCCUAUCAAGAACCCUGGACGUGCCACUCACAGAAACCCCAUAUUGCCAUCAGAGAGUUCUUUUAUUGAUUACAGUGGUGAGGCACCUGAGCAGAGAUCCCCUCAACCAUCAGCAGAGCACCAGGAGAGGACGGCCCCAAGGACGAGACUUAACUAUGAUGAGGUGGCUGACAAGGAGGGUGAUAAUCUGCCAGCAGUACCCAGUCACAACAACCAGAACAAACGCCACAUUACGAGGCCAGACUCCCACUCUGGUGAUCACAGCGUAAAAGACUGGCUGCCCGGUGAUGAAGCGGACAUGUCGUCGCUGGGCUCUGCCAUGGGGAGGCGUGUCUCUGUGGACACUGUUGCCACGGAACUGUGGCUGCGGCCCGGAACAUCAGACGCUGUAAAGCAGUGAGGCUGUAGCAACAGGAUAAACAGGCGGAUGGGAGCUCCACACAGACUUAAACACUGCAUUGCACAGCUCCCAUUGGUGGCUCUCUAAACUGGAAAUGCACAGCCACCUUUUCUGCAAACCAGGUGGGGGUUCUCAUGAGAACUGAUGUCCUUCCUGUGCAGUGCUUUACUGACUUACACUUUACUUGUGUGCUGUUUCUAUUUGCUCUCAUUAGAGACCAGAGUCUGUAAAAACAUUAAUGACUAUUAGAUCACAGAAGAAACAGUUAAUACAAAACUCACUUUGGCCAAUUCCUCUUUACCUUCUACAUUUAGCACAUUAACAUUUUGUAAAGGUGGGAUUCAGUUAAUGAAUAAAGUCAUGGUGUUUUUGAGCAAUAAAAAUGUUACUGUAA